Theileria equi strain WA is the source of this 973-nucleotide messenger RNA. Its product is annotated as signal peptide containing protein. Lineage: Eukaryota; Apicomplexa; Aconoidasida; Piroplasmida; Theileriidae. The transcript has a single exon. The record is from RefSeq and is a predicted model, not a curated record. The coding region runs from base 81 to 563 and encodes 160 amino acids.
CAUGACGAGAAUAUAAAAGGGAAAGCCUCUUGUAAUUUGCAAUAAUCGGUUGGUUUCUUGAGGGGAAAUAGCCGGGGAAGAUGAGGGUUCUGGCGGUGCUGUGGACACUAUGUCUAGCGAGGUUUUGUAGCGCAAGAUUCUAUACCGGACGACUAAAUUCAGGAGGCAAUACGCCCAUUUACCUGAUUACACCCUUUAUUUUGGACCUUGCCGUUCCAAAUGAGGAUCUUGUGGACGUUUCCGCGAGGGACAUGGGCGAGGUUGUGUACAGGAGAUACUCUCCGAGGGAAGGCGGCCGCAUAGAUGCCAUCGUGGACUCUGACAUGGCCGUUUGGAGCACUGGAGCAGACGAAGAAUGCGCAUUUGUCAAGUCUUAUGGCGACGGACAACACACCCUCCUGACCAUUUGCGUCCAUGAUGGCAUAAAUGGCUAUUCCUUCAGGUACUUUGUCAAGAAUGAAAAGUGGGUGCCAGUCUCAAAGAAGGAAUUCGCCGCCAGUUUGGGUGAAAUGCUGGACAAGUGUAGCAGCUACGAGAUUCCCAAGGAGCUCCUUGGGUACUGACUAUUUGGUCUAGCGGAGUACUAUCAUGGAUGAAUACUGAGGACCCCUAGCAGAUCAUGUACUUUGACACUGCCAUGCUGCUAGAGGUCAGUCAACAUGCAUUGGUCCCUGCCUCGGUACCUAUUGGAAUGAACUCUAGAGGGACCGUUGAGCGCACUAGGGGCAAUGGGCGACUACCACAAGGGCAUUCAUGCGGACGAAAAUGGGCCGCUCUUGCCACUCCAGUAGAACCGCUGGGCUCGACCUCCAGGCUUCUCACGUCCGUGUCUGCAUGUACACUCAAUGCAAAUGAGCAGAGACAAAAGAAAUGCCCACAGACAGCCGACUGUCUUGGUGAGAGAGCAGCACAAGAGUCGAGAAAAUUCGACUUGACGUGGCACUUUUCCUCUCGUAAUUUUUACAAAAUCUCC